Molecule: messenger RNA, 807 nt
Organism: Saxophila tyrrhenica
Lineage: Eukaryota; Fungi; Ascomycota; Dothideomycetes; Mycosphaerellales; Extremaceae
Exons: 3
Coding region: 1-807 (268 amino acids)
Source: RefSeq, a predicted model, not a curated record
AUGGCACAGAAUGGUCUUACCAACGGCACUGCAGCCAUGUACGGCGGCGGUCCGAACGUUGUGCUCUCUUCGCCGGGCUACCAUUCGGACAUGCAGAUCCUCAUGGACAACAUGGAGAAGCUCUCUGGCACUCUGCAGCGGAAUCGACAAGAGUGGUCACAGGUACAGGAGGGUUUGGAAAGGGUAGGGCGGUUACAAGGCAGAUUAGCCAGAGAUGGCCAGCUGCCGCUUGUCAAUGGCGAUAUAUCUUCCCACGAAGAAACAGCCGACGAGUCGCCGAAUGUCCUCCAGCUCCAGAACGAGCUAGCAAACUCAUAUCACAGGCUCAACGACCUUCGAGAGAGCUUCACGCAACUCCAGGCAGUCCACGAAGAAUACUCCAAAGGCCUCGAAGCGGCAACACAAAUGGCCCAGGACUUCCAGGAGAAGGAGCAGAAGUACAUCCAAUCCGUCCACGAAGACUACUCGGCACAGCUACUCCAGGCGCGAAACGAAACUAUGCAGGCACAACUCACGCACCAAGCAUGGCAAGCGAGGCUGCAAACGCUGGACGAGACGGUGAAAGCGGCGUAUAAGGCGCGGGAAGAAGAGGGACAGCCGUAUCGGAGGAGAAUCGCGGCGUUAAAGGAGGAGAAUAGGAUUUUGAGGGCCAAGGCGGGCUGGGAUCCACCUCCGGAUAGUGAAGACGAGGACUGGGAUGAUGAGGGUAUAUUGGACGUCGAGGGCAAGGGACGCGGGAGCCAAGGGAGUCACGGCGCGGAGCGGGGCGACCGGAUGCCGAAUUUGGUGCAAGGGCUGGCUGGGUGA